This is a messenger RNA of Candoia aspera, 5096 nucleotides long. RefSeq names its product ATP binding cassette subfamily C member 10 (gene ABCC10). Gene Ontology annotation, cellular component: membrane. Lineage: Eukaryota; Metazoa; Chordata; Lepidosauria; Squamata; Candoiidae. The record is from RefSeq and is a predicted model, not a curated record. Gene Ontology annotation, molecular function: ATP binding; ABC-type transporter activity; ATP hydrolysis activity. Gene Ontology annotation, biological process: transmembrane transport. The transcript is spliced from 22 exons. Bases 232 to 4830 code for a protein of 1532 amino acids.
CCAAAACAAGGCAGCAAAAGAAAUCCGGAAGUUGCGUCCCCAACUUUUAUAAGACGGGUGUUAAGGUUUAGGAAAGAAAUCCGGCUUUCGAGUUCCGGUUUGGCGUUUUCUUCUUUGUGAAUGAAGCGGACGACCUGAUGAGAAGUGGUACAGAUCAGUCCUCCGACCCAUGAAGCCGAGGUCACGGGAGGAAUUGUUUUCUUUUACUGUUGUAUUUUUUCCUGGAAGAAGAUGGAAGAGAUUCUGGCUAAUCUAUGUGGGACUAGUCCCAUAGAUCCACUUCCUCUCUGGGUUCAUGGCAAUGUUGGACACUGUUUUAACCAGCUGCUUUUAAAUGUGGCUCCUCACGUCAUCCUUGCUGUAAUAAGCGCCUGCUACAUAGGAACACCAAGGUCUUUUGGCUCACAGAAUGCAUACAGACCUGGGUGGAAAUGCAGAAUUGCUGCAUCUUUUACCCUUGCUGGUUUGUCCAUCCUUGAUAUAAUCCCAGCAAUCCUUUGGCCACAGAAAUUGGAUCCUUUCUGCCUAAAAGUUCUAACAAGUGGCACAGCUGCACUGGCAUGGCUUAGUCACAGCUUGGCACUUCUUGCUCUCUACAAGUCUCCAUACAGUUUCAGCCGUGGUCCUGCAGUCCUGCCAAUCCUUGCCUUCUUUCCAGUCCCAUCUCUUAUUAUCACAUUGGUAUGGCGCUGCCAGACUGAGUUGGGUGAGCAGCCUCUUCAACUUGCCUCAGCCCUCAGAGUCAUUAUUCUGUGCCUCCAGUUAGCUUUCCUACUGCUCUAUCUCAUUGGGUAUAUCAUCCCUGUAGUCAGUAGGCAAGACUUUUUCUCUGUCAAUGACUCCUGGCAGCAUGAACCCUUGAUUACAACCACACAGAUCUCUGAAUCCACUUGGGAGGCAGUGGCAGAGGAUGGUGAGAGCUGGCUUUCACGUUUCUCAUAUGCUUGGAUGAACCCUCUUAUAAAGCGAGGCUACCAGUGGAAGCUGAAUAAGCCACAGGAUGUCUAUCAGCUCCCUCAACGACUGCAGGCCAACAGAGUCUGUGAGCACUUCUACUCCUGUUGGCUGGAAAAGGCAGUUCUCAGUUCAGAAAAUGGAAGGAUAUCUUCCACAAAUAGCUUCUUUGCCAAAAGUGAUGUAAGACAUGAUGGACUUCCAGCAGGUCCUCAAAACACUCCCAAACCUGUACGUCUCCUGUCAGUGCUGCAUGCAGCUUUUGGCAUGCGCUAUUACAGCCUGGGCUUUCUGAAAUUGGCUGGCAGUCUCUUGGGAUUCUCCGGGCCUCUGCUUUUAAACCUGUUGGUCAGUUUCAUGGAGUCACAUCAAGAACCUCUUAGCCAUGGGGUGUUGUAUGCACUGGGACUGUUUGCUGGUUCCUUCCUGGGUGCCAUUUUACGUAACCAGUUUAAUUAUGAGAUAAACAAAAUUAUACUUACUGUACGCACUGCAGUUAUCUCAGCCAUCUACCAGAAAGCUCUCCGGGUGAAUGGAAGUAGUCUGGCUAGCUUCACCACAGGUGAAAUUGUCAACUUUAUGAGCACUGACACUGAUAGAUUAGUCAACUUCUGCUUCAGUUUCCAUGAGCUAUGGAGUCUUCCUUUUCAAUUUGCUGUCACACUCUACCUCUUAUAUCAGCAGGUAGGCAUAGCCUUCCUGGGUGGGCUGGCUUUGGCUAUGCUACUUGUGCCCAUUAAUAAAGUUAUUGCUAAUUGCAUCAUGGAGAAAAACAAGGAGAUGCUGAAGCACAAAGACAUACGUGUCAAGCUCAUGACGGAGCUCUUGUGUGGCAUGCGGGUGAUCAAGUUUUAUGCUUGGGAACAGCAUUUUGAUGCUCGAGUGAAGGCGUGCCGAGCCAAGGAGCUGAAGAGCCUGCGAGCAAUUAAGUACCUUGAUGCUGUGUGUGUCUACCUCUGGGCAGCAUUGCCUGUGGUGGUCUCCAUUGUUAUUUUCAUCACUUACGUUUUAUUAGGACACCAGCUGUCUGCUACCAAGGUUUUUACAGCUUUGGCCCUUGUCGGGAUGCUGAUUCUUCCCCUCAACAAUUUUCCUUGGGUGCUGAAUGGGAUCUUGGAAGCCAAAGUAUCCCUAGAUCGAAUCCAGCACUUCCUAGAGCUCACAGACCAGGAUCUGCAUGCUUACUACAGCAGAGCUUGUCCUUCAAAUCCAUCUUCUGCCUUGGAGAUACACCAUUCUACCUUUUCUUGGUCCCCAGCAAGCAAAGAAAACUCUGAAUCUCAGACACCAAGAAGAGGCCAAGUUUUCAUACAAGAUCUGUUGGUGACAAAAGGUGCAUUAGUAGGGGUCAUCGGGAAGGUUGGAUGUGGGAAGAGCACAUUGCUUGCAGCUAUCACUGGAGAACUUAGUAGUCAAGGUGAACAGGUCUAUAUUUGGGAUUUGGAGAAAGGAUUUGGCCUGGCUGCUCAAGAGCCCUGGAUCCAGUUCACCAGUAUCCGUGAAAACAUCCUCUUUGGGAAGGAAUAUGAUGCCCGAUUUUACCAGGAAGUAAUAGAUGCUUGCGCUCUCUCUGAAGACUUGAAUAUUUUGCCAGCAGGUGAUCAGACGGAGGUGGGUGAGAAUGGAGUGACCCUCAGUGGAGGACAGAAAGCUCGAAUUGCACUUGCUAGGGCCGUUUACCAGGAGAAAGAACUGUACCUUCUGGAUGAUCCACUAGCAGCUGUUGAUGCAGAUGUAGCUAAUCACCUUAUGGAGAAGUGUAUCUUGGGAAUUCUCAGACAAAAGACUCGGAUUCUUUGUACCCACAGAACUGAGCUUUUGGGAAAAGCUGACACCAUACUACUGAUGGACAAUGGCAGAAUUCUCAGGACAGGAACUCCAGCAAAAAUUCUGCCAUUGGUGGAAGCUGCCCCUAAACUUGGAGCAAUAAACAAGAGAAGGAAGGACAAAAUAUUCACUGAACGCAAUGAAGCAGAGGAAGUGGAGCAUGAGGAAGAACAGCCAACCCAACCAAGCUAUUUUCUUAAGCAGGAGGAAGAGAAAAAAGAAGGGGCAGUGGCUUUCAAGGUGUACCAGGCAUACUGGCUGGCUGUUGGCAGCUGCCUAGCAUUAUCCAUACUCCUUUCACUGCUGCUCAUGCAGGCUUCUAGGAAUAUUUCUGAUUGGUGGCUGUCAAACUGGAUAUCCAGCCUACCUCAUGCUGAAAAUAACUCCAUCAACAACCCGGCAGCUCUUCCUUCCUCAUCUUUGCUGCUCUUCUCCCGUGGGGGACUCAUUUCCCCAGUCCUGAGCUCCAUUUCUUCAAAUAGUACUUUGAACAUGAACUUUUACCUGACUGUGUACGGCUGCAUUGCUGGGGGAAAUUCAGUCUUCACCAUCCUGCGGGCCUUUCUCUUUGCCUGUGGCACCAUCCAUGCUGCUACUGUCAUUCACAACCGACUGCUUAGACGGGUGAUGAAGGCUACCAUGACCUUCUUUGAUACCACGCCCGCAGGUCGUAUUCUUAAUCGCUUCUCUUCAGAUCUGUACUGUGUGGAUGAUAGCCUUCCUUUCAUUCUCAACAUCUUCCUGACCAACAUCUUUGGCCUGCUGGGCAUGCUGGUAAUGAUAACCUAUGGGUUGCCUUGGAUUGGGCUAGUCUUACUGCCCUUGACGGCCAUCUACUACUCCAUCCAGCGUUAUUAUCGACGUACCUCUCGUGAACUCAAGCGUCUCUACAGUCUCACCUUGUCCCCUAUUUACACUCACUUUUCGGAGACCUUGACAGGCCUCAGCACUAUCCGGGCAACCAGGGUGACUAGCAGGUUUGAGAGAGAGAAUCAAGAACAACUGGAACUGAACCAGCGCUGCCGUUUUGCCAGCAACGCGGCAAUGCAAUGGCUAGAUAUUCGGCUGCAGAUGAUUGGAGUUGCUGUUGUUACUGCAAUUGCAGGAAUUGCCAUCAUCCAACACCAGAGGAAACUGGGUGAUCCAGGUCUUGUGGGUUUGGCCCUUUCCUAUGCUCUGUCAGUUACAAACUUGUUGUCAGGACUUAUCACCAGCUUCACUCAGACAGAGACCAUGAUGGUGAGUGUGGAACGGACUGAGGAAUAUGCCACAGAAAUUCCUAUAGAAUCUCAGGAGGAACUGCUUCCGGUUGCCCCAAACUGGCCAGUUAGAGGGCAUAUUGAAUUCCAGCAAGUAAUAUUAUCCUAUCGGCCAGAAUUACCCAAUGCCCUGGAUGGUGUUACCUUCACUGUCUAUCCUGGGGAAAAAAUAGGGAUAGUUGGGCGCACAGGGUCUGGCAAAUCCACUCUCUUUCUGGCCCUUUUCCGCAUGGUGGAACUGAGAGGUGGAAGAAUCCUCCUGGACAGUAUUGACAACUACUCUGUAGGCUUGAAGGAGCUAAGGUCUAGAUUGGCCAUAAUUCCCCAGGACCCAUUUUUAUUCAGUGGCACACUUCGUGAGAAUCUAGAUCCCCAGCAGCAACACACAGAUGCUGACUUGCACCAAGUUUUGGAGCAAUGCCACUUGCACACAGUAAUUACAGAGAUGGGUGGGCUGGAUUGUGAGCUAAGGGAGAGAGGGAAGAGUCUCUCGGUAGGCCAGAGGCAGCUGGUUUGUUUAGCAAGGGCCCUCUUGACUCAGGCCAAGAUUCUGUGCAUUGAUGAAGCCACAGCAAGUAUCGAUCAGAAGACAGACAGACUCAUCCAGCAGACUAUCCGCCAGCGAUUUGCAGACAAAACUGUUUUAACUAUUGCCCACAGGUUGAACACCAUCCUGGACUCAGACCGAGUGAUGGUGAUGCAUGCUGGGCGGGUGGCAGAGCUCGAUUCACCUGCUGUACUCAGCCAGAAGCAGGACUCUUUGUUCCAGCACCUGCUACAAAGUGGAUAGCAAUAACCUUCCUGUAGACUUGAAUUGACUGUACCUCAUGACUGCAAGCUUUCCCAUGUGCAAUAUAGGCCUCAUCUGUAGGUCUAUCUCAUGUCCAUGAGAUCCACCUAUUCACUUUAGAGUUGGAAAAUACAGGGCAGAAUUUUUCUGAGUAACUCAGAAAACUGUUACUUUCUUUUUGCUUUCUUCAUUUCCAUUCAGUCUUCAUGAAAGUAAGCCCCAUUCAGCAAGAUUCUUCUAAAAGUUGGGUGUUAUCCAUGUAUCAU